Messenger RNA from Exophiala bonariae, 2925 nucleotides. RefSeq lists its product as uncharacterized. Bases 1 to 2925 code for a protein of 974 amino acids. The transcript has 3 exons. The record is from RefSeq and is a predicted model, not a curated record. NCBI's taxonomy places the organism in Eukaryota, Fungi, Ascomycota, Eurotiomycetes, Chaetothyriales, Herpotrichiellaceae. Gene Ontology annotation, molecular function: ATP binding; ATP hydrolysis activity.
AUGGCUCCCCGCGUCGGGACGUUCCGUGUACCUCCUCAGCCUAGCUAUACCACUGCUAUCGACCCGUUGGAUCUAGACUAUCCUUUAGGAGGGGUCGCAGACGAACGUCCAGGCCUUGAGUCAGAUGAUGAAAUAACAGCCUUUACCUCACGCUUUAGAAAGGCUUCCAAAACGCCUCGAAAUGGUUCAGCUGCAGAUGUGGUCUUUGCGCGAUCCGAUUUCGACGAUCUUCGAGCAACAGUGGAACAACUUGGGUCGCAGAUGAGUAGUAUUGCAGAUGUCCUACGGCAAAAUCUUGGGAGUAUUGGCGCUGGUGCUAUCGGUGGUAGUUUACCCGUCCAGUUUGACCUCCCAACUAUAGACAGUUUCAAAAAGCCUACCUCCAACAAAAAGCCAAAGAAACCGAGAGUCUCGCCAGACAUUGUUUAUUCCGCCGAGGUAUAUCCACAUGACGCUCCUGGACGAACACAGAGUCAAUCGGCAAAGGUCAUCAAAAGCAAAUUCCCUAUAAGCGCCAGGCAGAGUCGCAGGAGGGAGAAACUGACUAAACAACUUGAAGAUGCUUACACCACUGGUGACUUGCCGGUGUUCGAUGUCCACAAGUAUCUCUCUGGUGCUAAAAUUGGCCGCUUCGGUCCACGUGCUGUUGCCGCCAGUGGUAGUAGCUCCAGUGACUCGGAUAACUCCAGUUACGAUUCUUAUCGAUACGACGACAAUCUUAACAUCAGAUACGAUGACCGAUAUGAUCCAUCAGGCAGGAGAGCGAAUAAUAUUCUCAACGGUUCAUUCGAGAUUGUUCAAGAUGGAGGGACAUUGCUCCACAUAUAUUCACCUCAUGUGAUCCGAGCUAUUGAGUCGGUGGCAGGCAAUUUCCCCGGAAUCGCCCGUGAUACUCGAUCGUUGAUCGUCCCAGAGCCAUUUUGUGCACUGUUGUACUUUCGCGACGAGUUAUUGCAAGGAGAUGCUAUUGACUUGGCUUCUCAAGACGCGCAACCAACAGUAAAUGGUGAUGCCGAUUCAGAUGCAACAGACUCCGAAGCAUCUGAUGAUGAGGAGGUAACGCGCGAAGAUGCACUUAUUCAUAUGAAGCUGUUAUAUUCUUUCCUUGACCCACAUUGCCUCUCGGACAUGCUCCGAGAGAAAAGUCGCUGGCAGCGUCCCACCCCAGUCUGUACUUUUGAGUGGCUGUGGCUCAUGUUUCCUCCGGGAGAGCUUAUAUAUGAAGGAGGUACCACCGAUAUCGAGAUGAUGCAGGCAUAUCAAGUCAAGAGCUUCUCUCUCGAAGGCCCUUUCAAAUAUGAUGACGAUGAUAAGCCCAUUGUGAACACAAGAAGAUUACGCCGAAGGGAUAAAAUGUCGGCAGGUCAUUCUAUCAAGCGGUUGAAUAUCCGAGUCGCAUACCGCACGCACGAUGGCAGAAGAGCAACCUUGAAAACGAAACUGUUUGUGGUCCAUCCAUUCAAGGGCGAAAGAAAUAUAAAUGAGCUUGAGAUAUACCCGGCCAAAUAUUUCAAGGAUCCUGAUGGGGCUACUCGGAAACGACUGGUCGAACGUGGCCGUCGCUAUCAAAAUCUGGCAUCAAGAGGCCAAUUCGAUUAUCAUGGCGAUACCUUUUCCGGUGUACGUCGUCGACUCGACACUAGAAUUGUCGUCGAUUUGGAGACAUACUUUUACGCACCUAAAGCGACAGCUGCACGGCCCAUUGAUGCCGAAGACGAGCCCUUGUACGGUUCCAGAGGUCGACCACCGUUAUACCCAGAAGCCGAUCGCUCCGUAUAUGACGACAGUGCCUCUGAUGUAGGUUACAGGACAUAUAGAAGGCCUGGCCGGAGUGCGGAUCGAUGGCGGGGCAGAGCACCUAAGACGUUUCAGUCUACCUCAUCAAACAAGAAGCUUAAAUUGGUCGCGAAUGAAGAGCUUCCUGAGGAGCAGUAUCUCAUAUGCGUGCCCACGAUUCAAGCGUACAUUCUGCAAGAACGUCUUUGGGAAACUCUUGCAGUGGGAUCGAUAUCUGAGUGUGUCUACAACGAGCGUCUUCUGGACGAGUUACAGAUCUCAAACGAAGCUCGCCGUCUGGUCCAAGCACUAUCGCGUAACUAUACCAACAAGUUGAAGAACCUGAACUCGAAAGAUGGUUCGAACGAAGAUCAACAAGCUCCGUGGACUUCAGAUUUCAUGCCCAACAAGGGUGGAGGCCAGAUUAUCCUCCUUCAUGGCAAGCCCGGAGUCGGCAAAACCACCACAGCAGAAUGCAUCGCGGAACUCUCGCACCGCCCUCUCCUGACAAUCACCUGCGGUGACCUCGGCACACACGCAUACGACAUCCAACGAGAACUCGAACGGUGGCUCCACCUCGGCACGCUGUGGAACUGCGUGCUCCUCUUCGACGAAUCCGACGUAUUCCUCGAGUCGCGCACGCACGGCGACAUCUACCGCAACAGCAUCGUGUCCGUCUUCCUCCGGGCGAUCGAAUACCACACGGGCCUCAUGUUCCUGACGACCAACCGAAUCGGCAGUUUUGACGAGGCGAUCCUGUCGCGCAUCCACGCGGUGCUACACCUGCCGAACCUGAGCAUCGAAAACCGGCGCGAGAUCUGGGACACGUCGUUCCGCAAACUCGCUGAUGAGCGUCCGAUGAUUAAAGUCGACUUUGCGGUGAUGAACUACGCUUACAACGAUGAGAGGAUUCAGAAGUUGGAUUGGAACGGACGCGAGAUCAGGAAUGCUUUCAAUACCAUGAUUGCGUUGGCCGAGUGGGAUGCUCAGCAUAAUGAUAAGUACACGAAGGAUGGCAAGGUGUUAGUGACGCGCAUGCAUUUGGAAGAGGUCGCGACCAUGAGUGGCACUUUCAAGGAGUAUCUAGAGGAGUUGAGAGGCAUGACUGAGGAUGAUCAUAUGAAGACUCAGGGGAUUCGUGGCAAAUGA